This is a messenger RNA of Biomphalaria glabrata, 17203 nucleotides long. Its product is annotated as titin homolog. The record is from RefSeq and is a predicted model, not a curated record. The transcript is spliced from 5 exons. NCBI's taxonomy places the organism in Eukaryota, Metazoa, Mollusca, Gastropoda, Planorbidae. Bases 350 to 13531 code for a protein of 4393 amino acids.
UUUCCUUCUAUUUGUCUGUAUUCUCUUUUUCGUUGAUAUAAGAAAACAAAAUUACAUAAUAUAAACAAUCUGCAACAGCUCUGACAUGGUGUGGUGUUUCAGGGGAAUUUCGACAUUCAAGUCAGUGGUUUUAAGUUCGAUAGAUCUAUCGUUAUAUGGGUCAUACGCUAGAACAAAUUCGUACAAGUGCUCCCUCUUCCCUAGUGCCAUUUGAGAAUGGGAUAUGUUGCCUAAAUCAGCCAGGAAAACCAACGACUUAGCAGAGAUUAAGUCAUUGAUUAAUAUGCACGACAAGAUUGACACAUUAAAUGCGAAGGACAAUUAAAAUAAAAUUCAAGGAAAUGCUGACAUGGACUGUUUAAAUCUCUCUAUGACCAAUGGAGAUUUCACCGCUGGACACUUCAUAGCAACGUCACUAGACAAAUCUCACUUCUACAAUCUAGACAUCGAUAGUGACGAUGAGGACAUUAUUUCUGAAGAUUCUCAUUUUGUCUCCUCCGGUACAGAGCAUAAUGGAGCACAAAAUAGAGUACAUGGUGAGAAUUUCAAUUUGAGAACUGUAACGCCAGAUAACAUCGAGCGCAUUAAUGUUCCUCCCCAGGUAGAAGAUUCUGAAUAUAAUAACCAAUGUAUUCACGACUCCAUUAAGCCAUCAGAGGUACAGGCGCGUGAAAAGACAGUGAUUUUCGAUGUCAAACCCACAAAAACACUGGACGAUAAUGAUAAAGUUCGGAUUUCUUGUGACCUGAAACAGGAAAAGGAACAAAAUGAUGUUGAUAAUUACAAGAACGACACUGGACCACUUCCGGAUCACCUGAAUGAUGAACGAUGCCUUCAUCCAGUUUGUGAACAUGAUGCCGCAAAAUUAGAUAGAUGUCAGUUGGUUGACGUCAGUCAUGAUCACUUCAUUACGCAAGAUGUUGAUGGCGAUGAUUUAGAUACUGGCUUAUCGAGGAUUAAAGGAACGAUAGAGGCUAGGUCAACUAGUACUGUGACUUACUCCAGUAGCUGUCCCUCAAAUGAUCACACGAAAGGUGACAGUGAAGUUAAACAAGACGAAACUAAAAGCACUUCUAAAUCGACUUUGCGAUCAAACACCCACGAAGAAGACACUUCCAUAUCUUCAGAAAAUAUCCAAGCAGCACAAAAUUACACCUACCCAUCCCCUGGACAAGAAAUAAGAGAGGUAAUUGGUACAUCGAUACCACGUGACAAUUUAGAAACUACACGAUUAAAAUAUAGAAGUGAUUCCCCAGAAUUCAUUUCAAAAGAUUUACAAGAGUUUUCUACAGAUAAAAGCCGAACAACAUUAGUAUCAAAUACAGAAGACAUUCGUUGUAUGUAUUCAGUAAGUUCCAAAAUGGUUAGCCAAGAAUUGUGUAAACAAAUUUAUGAUACUAGUGAUUCAGAUUCUAGCGAUGAUAUUCAAAAUGCUACAUCGCUGACAGAAGAUAAACACUAUUUUCUCGAAUGCGGUGUAGAUAAUGACAGUAAGAAUGAACUCUUGGUUAUGGAAUCACUCAGUGGAGUUGUGAAAGAAGAAAUUCAUGAAAGAACUUCCUGUCAAGACACUUUCGCUUCAGUUUUUGAAAACAAUCUCCUUGAAAAAGAAAAUAUAACAGUCUUUUUGAAACCAGAUAGCAAUGAUGUUCCGCUUCAGGCUCGGGAUAUUGCAUUAAGUUCUGCUCCAAAAGAGAGAGCACCGAUACAAGUUUUAGACACAGUGCAAGUGCAAGAAGGGCGUGAGAAGGACUCGGAGAACACAUUUUUACUGUCAUUAACAAAUAAACAGGCUCUUCUCUCAAGCGGGCUGACGAAUGAAAACAGCGAGGUGUCAGCAUCGUACAUGGUCGUGUCUACAUUAACUGCAAUAAAAGAAAUCGAAGCGGGACAAAUAUCUGAAACAAAAGAGACUUCAACGGCAGAGGUAUCAUCGCAUAAAAUACUGCAUGCUACAUCGUCAACUUUGAUAGAAACAUCAUCAAAAGAAGUUUCAAAAUCAGACACUCAAGAGACUCUGUCAUCUGAAACAGACGAUGUAACAACACCAAUAAGUUUCAAUAAUUUAGAACCAAAAUGCAUAUCGUCUUCAGCAUUUAUUCAUUCACCCCGAUUAGAGUCAAACAGAAUAAACAUUGAAAGCACAAAAAUCAAGGACUUAGAUGUUGACAAGGUUUCUUGGAAAUCGGAAAAGCACCAAGAGCGUAUUGCAAGUACACAGCUUUAUUACUGUGACUCCGACGAAGAAACUAACCUUGGAGAUUCAGCUGUGCAAGACAAGCAUUAUUUCCUUAAUUGCAGUGUAGACUCUGAUCAUGAAGACUCUUUGAUUGACGGAGUAGAAACGGGAAGAUUAAAUCUUGAAACAUACAUGGCAGUAACACCACCAACACAGGAGUUAUCAGGCGGAGACAAUAAAUCUAGAGCACAAUUAGAAACGUCUGCCUCCAUCUUGAAGUCACUGGAAACCCCAAAGGCAAAUGAAGUACAUCACUUAGAACUAGAAGAAAUGCCAAUGACAGUAGUAGCACCAGAAGCAGAAACGAUGUCAACACUUAAACGGUAUGAAAUUAUUGACGCUGAUCCAAAAGAAAUAACUAAACCUUUUGUAUUAACAACAACAGCAGAAUCAAAAGAAAUAACUGUCACACCAUCAAAAAGCGAAAUCGUACCAAUAUUUUUAAAAGAAAUACCGGCAUCAAAAUGUGAGCAAAUACCAAGUGAUUCAAAAGAAAUUACUGUAGAAAAAGAAAUACUAAUAAUUGAAUCAGAAGAAAUAAGUGUAGAAAAAGAAAUACCGGUACUAACAAAAGAAACAGAAGAAAUUAAUAUAGAAAAAGAAAUACCGGUACUAACAAAAGAAACAGAAGAAAUUACAGUAGAAAAAGAAAUACCGGUACUAACAAAAGAAACAGAAGAAAUUAAUAUAGAAAAAGAAAUACCGGUACUAACAAAAGAAACAGAAGAAAUUAAUAUAGAAAAAGAAAUACCGGUACUAACAAAAGAAACAGAAGAAAUUAAUAUAGAAAAAGAAAUACCGGUACUAACAAAAGAAACAGAAGAAAUUAAUAUAGAAAAAGAAAUACCGGUACUAACAAAAGAAACAGAAGAAAUUAAUAUAGAAAAAGAAAUACCGGUACUAACGAAAGAAACAGAAGAAAUUAAUAUAGAAAAAGAAAUACCGGUACUAACAAAAGAAACAGAAGAAAUUAAUAUAGAAAAAGAAAUACCGGUACUAACAAAAGAAACAGAAGAAAUUAAUAUAGAAAAAGAAAUACCGGUACUAACAAAAGAAACAGAAGAAAUUAAUAUAGAAAAAGAAAUACCGGUACUAACAAAAGAAACUGAAGAAAUUACAGUAGAAAAAAAAAUACCAACAAAGGAAUUAGGAGACAUUACAGUACAAAGAGAAAUACUAACAAAGGAAUUAGAAGAAGUAGUAUUUCCACCAGAACAAACAGUAAAACAAGUAAGGAAUCUAGAAGGAACAUUGCUAUCAGUUUUAGAAUACAUCUCUAUUUCAGACGUAAAUCUAGAAACUGAAAAAAUACCAGAAUCUAAAUCUGUAUCAAACACCAGAAUAAAUAAAAACACAGCUUCUCACAGUUCAGAAUUCGAUUUAGAAAACUUGUCAAGUAAAACAAACUUGAAAUUAAUUAACUAUAUUUAUGAUAGUGACACUAGUGAUGAGUCUGACUUUAGUCUACCUAUUAUGUCAGAUCAAAAUUAUUUUCUAGAUUGUAGUGUAGACUCUGAUGAUGGAGAUGAUUUAAUCAUUAAAGCAGAUGCUGCAGAUGAGUUUGUGACAUCAGAAGCAAUUAAUGUUACAUCUACAAAAGCAACUGAAAUUCCAUUUACAAAAGCGGCAGAUAUUGCAUUUACACAAUCAACGAAUGUAACUUUUACAGAAGCAAGACACAAAAGUAUUACUGUAGAAAUAGAAAUACCAACUAACGAAGCCGAAGAAAUUAGUGUAGAAAAAGAAAUACCAACAAAUGAACCUGAAGAAAUUAGUGUAGAAAAAGAAAUACCAACAAAUGAACCUGAAGAAAUUAGUGUAGAAAUAGAAAUACCAACAAAUGAACCUGAAGAAAUUAGUGUAGAAAUAGAAAUACCACCCAAAAAAUCAGUAAAGAAAUUAAGAAAUCUAGAAGAAACAAAAGUAUCAGAAGCAGAAGAAAUAUCAAUCUCAGAACUUAAAGAGAAAACACUAACUGAAGAAAUACCAGAAUCUAAAUCUGUAUCAAACACCAGAAUAAAUAAAAACACAGCUUCUCACAGUUCAGAAUUCGAUCGAGAAAAUUUGUCGAGUAAAACAAACUUGAAAUUAAUGAAUUGUAUUUAUGAUAGUGACACUAGUGAUGAGUCUGACCUUAGUCUACCAAGUAUGUCAGAUCAAAAGUAUUUUCUAGAUUGUAGUGUAGACUCUGACAAUGGGGAUGAUUUAAUCAAUACAGUAAAAACUGCAGUUGUACCAUCAAAUGAUCCUAAAGAAAAUACUGUAGAAAAAGAAAUACCAACAAAUGAAUCUGAAGGAAUUAGUGUAGAAAAUGAAACACCAACAAAUGAAUCUGAAGAAAUUACUGUAGAAAAUGAAACACCAACAAAUGAAUCUGAAGGAAUUACUGUAGAAAAUGAAACACCAACAAAUGAAUCUGAAGAAAUUACUGUAGAAAAUGAAACACCAACAAAUGAAUCUGAAGAAAUUACUGUAGAAAAUGAAACACCAACAAAUGAAUGUGAAGAAAUUACUGUAGAAAAUGAAACACCAACAAAUGAAUCUGAAGAAAUUACUGUAGAAAAUGAAACACCAACAAAUGAAUCUGAAGAAAUUACUGUAGAAAAUGAAACACCAACAAAUGAAUCUGAAGAAAUUACUGUAGAAAAUGAAACACCAACAAAUGAAUCUGAAGAAAUUACUGUAGAAAAUGAAACACCAACAAAUGAAUGUGAAGAAAUUACUGUAGAAAAUGAAACACCAACAAAUGAAUCUGAAGAAAUUACUGUAGAAAAUGAAACACCAACAAAUGAAUCUGAAGAAAUUACUGUAGAAAAUGAAACACCAACAAAUGAAUCUGAAGAAAUUACUGUAGAAAAGGAAACAUCAACAAAUGAAUAUGAAGAAAUUACUGUAGAAAAUGAAACACUAACAAAUGAAUCUGAAGGAAUUACUGUAGAAAAUGAAACACCAACAAAUGAAUCUGAAGAAAUUACUGUAGAAAAUGAAACACCAACAAAUGAAUCUGAAGAAAUUACUGUAGAAAAUGAAACACCAACAAAUGAAUGUGAAGAAAUUACUGUAGAAAAUGAAACACCAACAAAUGAAUCUGAAGAAAUUACUGUAGAAAAUGAAACACCAACAAAUGAAUCUGAAGAAAUUACUGUAGAAAAUGAAACACCAACAAAUGAAUCUGAAGAAAUUAGUGUAGAAAAUGAAACACCAACAAAUGAAUCUGAAGAAAUUACUGUAGAAAAUGAAACACCAACAAAUGAACCUGAAGAAAUUAGUGUAGAAAAAGAAUUACCAACAAAUGAAACAAAAGAAAUUAGUGUAGAAAAAGAAAUACCAACUAAUGAACCUGAAGAAGUUACUGUAGAAAAAGAAAUACCAUCAAAUGAUCCUAAAGAAAAUACUGUAGAAAAAGAAAUGCCAACAAAAGAAACAGAAGCAAUUACUGUAGAAAAAGAAUUACCAAGAAAUCAACCUGAAGAAAUUAGUGUAGAAAAAGAAUUACCAAGAAAUGAACCUGAAGAAAUUAGUGUAGAAAUAGAAAUACCAACAAAAGAAACAGAAGAAAUUAGUGUAGAAAUAGAAAUACCACCCAAAAAAUCAGUAAAGAAAUUAAGAAAUCUAGAAGAAACAAAAGUAUCAGAAGCAGAAGAAAUAUCAAUCUCAGAACUUAAAGAGAAAACACUAACUGAAGAAAUACCAGAAUCUAAAACUGUAUCAAGCACCAGAAUAAAUAAAAACACAGCUUCUCACAGUUCAGAGUUGGAUCUAGAAAAUUUGUCGAGUAAAACGAACUUGAAAUUAAUGAAUUGUAUUUAUGAUAGUGACACUAGUGAUGAGUCUGACCUUAGUCUACCAAGUAUGUCAGAUCAAAAGUAUUUUCUAGAUUGUAGUGUAGACUCUGACAAUGGGGAUGAUUUAAUCAUUACAGUAGAAACUACAGUUGUACCAUCAAAUGAUCCUAAAGAAAAUACUGUAGAAAAAGAAAUACCAACAAAUGAAUCUGAAGGAAUUACUGUAGAAAAUGAAACACCAACAAAUGAAUGUGAAGAAAUUACUGUAGAAAAUGAAACACCAACAAAUGAAUCUGAAGAAAUUACUGUAGAAAAUGAAACACCAACAAAUGAAUCUGAAGAAAUUACUGUAGAAAAUGAAACACCAACAAAUGAAUCUGAAGAAAUUACUGUAGAAAAUGAAACACCAACAAAUGAAUCUGAAGAAAUUACUGUAGAAAAUAAAACACCAACAAAUGAAUCUGAAGGAAUUACUGUAGAAAAUGAAACACCAACAAAAGAAUCUGAAGAAAUUACUGUAGAAAAUGAAACACCAACAAAUGAAUCUGAAGGAAUUACUGUAGAAAAUGAAACACCAACAAAUGAAUGUGAAGAAAUUACUGUAGAAAAUGAAACACCAACAAAUGAAUGUGAAGAAAUUACUGUAGAAAAUGAAACACCAACAAAUGAACCUGAAGAAAUUAGUGUAGAAAAAGAAUUACCAACAAAUGAACCUGAAGAAAUUAGAGUAGAAAAAGAAUUACCAACAAAUGAAACAGAAGAAAUUAGUGUAGAAAAAGAAUUACCAACAAAUGAAACAGAAGAAAUUAGUGUAGAAAAAGAAUUACCAACUAAUGAACCUGAAGAAAUUAGUGUAGAAAAAGAAUUACCAACAAAUGAAACAGAAGAAAUUAGUGUAGAAAAAGAAUUACCAACUAAUGAACCUGAAGAAGUUACUGUAGAAAAAGAAAUACCAUCAAAUGAUCCUAAAGAAAAUACUGUAGAAAAAGAAAUGCCAACAAAAGAAACAAAAGCAAUUACUGUAGAAAAAGAAUUACCAACAAAUGAACCUGAAGAAAUUAGUGUAGAAAAAGAAAUACCACCCAAAAAAUCAGUAAAGAAAUUAAGAAAUCUAGAAGAAACAAAAGUAUCAGAAGCAGAAGAAAUAUCAAUCUCAGAACUUAAAGAGAAAACACUAACUGAAGAAAUACCAGAAUCUAAAACUGUAUCAAGCACCAGAAUAAAUAAAAACACAGCUUCUCACAGUUCAGAGUUGGAUCUAGAAAAUUUGUCGAGUAAAAUGAACUUGAAAUUAAUGAAUUGUAUUUAUGAUAGUGACACUAGUGAUGAGUCUGACCUUAGUCUACCAAGUAUGUCAGAUCAAAAGUAUUUUCUAGAUUGUAGUGUAGACUCUGACAAUGGGGAUGAUUUAAUCAUUACAGUAGAAACUACAGUUGUACCAUCAAAUGAUCCUAAAGAAAAUACUGUAGAAAAAGAAAUACCAACAAAUGAAUCUGAAGGAAUUACUGUAGAAAAUGAAACACCAACAAAUGAAUGUGAAGAAAUUACUGUAGAAAAUGAAACACCAACAAAUGAAUCUGAAGAAAUUACUGUAGAAAAUGAAACACCAACAAAUGAAUCUGAAGAAAUUACUGUAGAAAAUGAAACACCAACAAAUGAAUGUGAAGAAAUUAGUGUAGAAAAUGAAACACCAACAAAUGAAUCUGAAGAAAUUACUGUAGAAAAUGAAACACCAACAAAUGAAUCUGAAGGAAUUACUGUAGAAAAUGAAACACCAACAAAUGAAUGUGAAGAAAUUACUGUAGAAAAUGAAACACCAACAAAUGAAUCUGAAGAAAUUACUGUAGAAAAUGAAACACCAACAAAUGAACCUGAAGAAAUUAGUGUAGAAAAAGAAUUACCAACAAAUGAAACAAAAGAAAUUAGUGUAGAAAAAGAAUUACCAACUAAUGAACCUGAAGAAGUUACUGUAGAAAAAGAAAUACCAUCAAAUGAUCCUAAAGAAAAUACUGUAGAAAAAGAAAUGCCAACAAAAGAAACAGAAGCAAUUACUGUAGAAAAAGAAUUACCAAGAAAUGAACCUGAAGAAAUUAGUGUAGAAAAAGAAAUACCAACAAAAGAAACAGAAGAAAUUAGUGUAGAAAUAGAAAUACCACCCAAAAAAUCAGUAAAGAAAUUAAGAAAUCUAGAAGAAACAAAAGUAUCAGAAGCAGAAGAAAUAUCAAUCUCAGAACUUAAAGAGAAAACACUAACUGAAGAAAUACCAGAAUCUAAAACUGUAUCAAGCACCAGAAUAAAUAAAAACACAGCUUCUCACAGUUCAGAGUUGGAUCUAGAAAAUUUGUCGAGUAAAAUGAACUUGAAAUUAAUGAAUUGUAUUUAUGAUAGUGACACUAGUGAUGAGUCUGACCUUAGUCUACCAAGUAUGUCAGAUCAAAAGUAUUUUCUAGAUUGUAGUGUAGACUCUGACAAUGGGGAUGAUUUAAUCAUUACAGUAGAAACUACAGUUGUACCAUCAAAUGAUCCUAAAGAAAAUACUGUAGAAAAAGAAAUACCAACAAAUGAAUCUGAAGGAAUUACUGUAGAAAAUGAAACACCAACAAAUGAAUGUGAAGAAAUUACUGUAGAAAAUGAAACACCAACAAAUGAAUCUGAAGAAAUUACUGUAGAAAAUGAAACACCAACAAAUGAAUCUGAAGAAAUUACUGUAGAAAAUGAAACACCAACAAAUGAAUCUGAAGAAAUUACUGUAGAAAAUGAAACACCAACAAAUGAAUGUGAAGAAAUUAGUGUAGAAAAUGAAACACCAACAAAUGAAUCUGAAGAAAUUACUGUAGAAAAUGAAACACCAACAAAUGAAUCUGAAGGAAUUACUGUAGAAAAUGAAACACCAACAAAUGAAUGUGAAGAAAUUACUGUAGAAAAUGAAACACCAACAAAUGAAUCUGAAGAAAUUACUGUAGAAAAUGAAACACCAAUAAAUGAAUCUGAAGAAAUUACUGUAGAAAAUGAAACACCAACAAAUGAAUGUGAAGAAAUUACUGUAGAAAAUGAAACACCAACAAAUGAAUCUGAAGAAAUUACUGUAGAAAAUGAAACACCAACAAAUGAAUCUGAAGAAAUUACUGUAGAAAAUGAAACACCAAUAAAUGAAUCUGAAGAAAUUACUGUAGAAAAUGAAACACCAACAAAUGAAUGUGAAGAAAUUACUGUAGAAAAUGAAACACCAACAAAUGAAUCUGAAGAAAUUACUGUAGAAAAUGAAACACCAACAAAUGAAUCUGAAGGAAUUACUGUAGAAAAUGAAACACCAACAAAUGAAUCUGAAGAAAUUACUGUAGAAAAUGAAACACCAACAAAUGAAUCUGAAGAAAUUACUGUAGAAAAUGAAACACCAACAAAUGAACCUGAAGAAAUUAGUGUAGAAAAAGAAUUACCAACAAAUGAAACAGAAGAAAAUACUGUAGAAAAAGAAAUGCCAACAAAAGAAACAGAAGCAAUUACUGUAGAAAAAGAAUUACCAACAAAUGAACCUGAAGAAAUUAGUGUAGAAAAAGAAUUACCAACAAAUGAACCUGAAGAAAUUAGUGUAGAAAUAGAAAUACCAACAAAUGAAACAAAAGAAAUUAGUGUAGAAAUAGAAAUACCACCCAAAAAAUCAGUAAAGAAAUUAAGAAAUCUAGAAGAAACAAAAGUAUCAGAAGCAGAAGAAAUAUCAAUCUCAGAACUUAAAGAGAAAACACUAACUGAAGAAAUACCAGAAUUUAAAACUGUAUCAAGCACCAGAAUAAAUAAAAACACAGCUUCUCACAGUUCAGAAUUCGAUUUAGAAAACUUGUCGAGUAAAACGAACUUGAAAUUAAUGAAUUGUAUUUAUGAUAGUGACACUAGUGAUGAGUCUGACCUUAGUCUACCAAGUAUGUCAGAUCAAAAGUAUUUUCUAGAUUGUAGUGUAGACUCUGACAAUGGGGAUGAUUUAAUCAUUACAGUAGAAACUACAGUUGUACCAUCAAAUGAUCCUAAAGAAAUUACUGUAGAAAAUGAAACACCAACAAAUGAAUGUGAAGAAAUUACUGUAGAAAAUGAAACACCAACAAAUGAAUGUGAAGAAAUUACUGUAGAAAAUGAAACACCAACAAAUGAAUCUGAAGAAAUUACUGUAGAAAAUGAAACACUAACAAAUGAAUCUGAAGAAAUUACUGUAGAAAAUGAAACACUAACAAAUGAAUGUGAAGAAAUUACUGUAGAAAAUGAAACACCAACAAAUGAAUCUGAAGAAAUUACUGUAGAAAAUGAAACACCAACAAAUGAAUCUGAAGAAAUUACUGUAGAAAAUGAAACACCAACAAAUGAAUCUGAAGGAAUUACUGUAGAAAAUGAAACACCAACAAAAGAAACAGAAGAAAUUAGUGUAGAAAAAGAAUUACCAACAAAAGAAACAGAAGAAAUUAGUGUAGAAAAAGAAAUACCACCCAAACAAACAGUAAAGAAAGUCAGAAAUCUAGAAGAAACACAACUAUCAGAAGUAAUACUAAAUUUGGAGACUAAAGAAACGCAAGCUUUGGAAACAACAAAGUUAUUAUCUUUGGAAAGUAAAGAGGCAGAAUUAUUUGAAACAAAAGAUUUAGAUCCAUUAAUAUCCACUCCGUCACAAUCAUUCGCAACAAAAGAUUUACCAUCAUCGGAAUUAACAGAGCCAUCGACAUACUUUCACGAGAGUGACUUUAAUGAUCAGUCUAACAACUGUCCAAUAACAAUUCUACAUAAAUCAUAUUUUCUUGACUGCAGUGUAGAUUCAGAUGACCAAGAUUGCUUACAAAAUAGCUGUGUUAUUAAUAGUGACAAAGUUCAAGCUUCAGAUUCAUAUAAUCUCGAAUUAUUAUUGCAGAGGGAAUCACAAAAUUUAGAGCUCAAAAUUUCCGAAGCAAUAAUAACAUCCACUUUGGAAAUCACACAAGUUCAAUCAUCUGAAACAGAAGAUGUAUACGUGUCAGCAAGCAAAGACGUUCAAACAUCUGAAGACACAGACGUUAAAACUUUUGUAGACACAGACGUACAAACAUCUGUAGACACAGACUUUAAAACAUUUGUAGAGACAGACGUACAAACAUCUGUAGACACAGACGUUCAAACAUUUGUAGAGACAGACGUACAAACAUCUGUAGACACAGACUUUAAAACAUUUGUAGAGACAGACGUUCAAACAUCUGUAGACAUAGACGUUCAAACAUCUGAAGACAAAAACGUUCAAACAUUUGUAGAGACAGACGUUCAAACAUCUGUAGACAAAGACGUUCAAACAUCUGUAGACAAAGACGUUCAAACAUCUGUAGACAAAGACGUUCAAAUAUCUGAAGACAUAGACGUUCAAACAUCUUAUUUAACCACAGAAUUCGCAACAAACGCAAAUCAGGUCUCAGUGAGAUACCCUUCUUCUUCAGAAACUGCUACACUAAUAUCAAAUUUAAUUACGUCACCAGACAUCUUUCUGCCACAAUCUAAAGAUUCGUUUACAAAUGUAGUUUCUUCAGUAUCAUCCCCCAUCUCAACAUCGAAUACUGAUCACCUUUCAUUGCAAGACAAUAGAUUGAUACAUGACGCCGUAGAAAAUGUUAACUCCACAGAUUCCAAAGAGAUCCCUCAAGGAAAUAGUAUUCUAGAAUGCAACCAUUAUUUAGAGCACGGUGUUUCUUUGUCAGAAGCUACUUGUGAAGACUCAAAUAAUAAACGUACCACUGAGAGCUAUUCCAAAACUAAAGAUUCAAGGAUACAACUCAACUCUGCAGAAGUCUCAGAAAAUGAACAAGACACAAACGCUGUUGACUUUUACGACACGAAUUCGGAUGAUGAGCUCUCUACAGUCAUGCCAGUUCUUCCACAAAAAUCUUAUUUUUUAGACUGCGGCAUAGAUUCUGACAAUGACGAAACUUUAAACAUAAUAAUCGGCAAUGAAAAGUGUAAAGUAGUGGACGAGAGCUCAGCAUUAAGUAGGUUCAGGGAAUUCUUUCUCAAAGAUAGUCAGAAGAUUUCUACAGUUAAAAAGGAUGCCAUUCUUGAAAAUAAAGAAUCUAAAAUAAAUGAAGGCAGUAGCGUUCACUAUUAUGCAAAACAAGAGCCUCUAGCAGUGAUAGCUAAGAAUUUGAAUGUCACUUCAUUAGAUAAUGAGAUGUCCAUGUUUAAGUCUCAUGAGGUCAAUGGACUUCAAAUAAAUUCAAAUCCAGAACACGAAGUCAUUGUAUCAGAACCAAACGAUGUCUUCGCAUUUAAUCACAAUAAGGGCGCUUUUGUAGAAAGUAAAUGUACAGAUGUACAAAAUACUGAUGAUUCAAUAUUUCAUCCAAGUCCUGAAAUCAGAGUCUGUUCAAAUGAUAUCGUCCUACCAGAAACUGAAGUCUCUAUUAUCAGUGAAACACUCUUAUCGGAAAUGAAUGAUCUCUCAUGUGAUUUAUCAUCCAACAUUUCAUCAUUGGCAUCUCAAGGCAGUGCAACUCAAAUCGUUGUACAAAAGAGUAAAAGUCACACUGCACUGACAGAUCUUAACGUACGUGGCUCUGAUGCUGAGGUCAUGCCAAGUAAUAUUCUACAGAAAGAUAAAGAAACUGUAUCCGUUCUAACGAAUUCUGAUAAUAACGAGUUGAAUGAAAUGCCUAUUAAUUACCUGUCUCCUAAUCAUGACCUGAAAGCUUCCGCGACUGAAAUGAAAGCAGAAGAGAACAUGCAACUGUGUACGUUAUUCUAUCAAAGCGAUUCAGAAGAGGAAGAAACCCAAGACGACAGAUUUGUUAACUUUGUGAGUAAACCUUAUUUUGUCAACUGUGCCAUUGAUUCGGAUGAUGAAUUAGAUGUUGAGAAUUGUCGCAAGAAUAUCUCGCUCUGUGCAUGGACAUUGACUGACAAUGAAUCGCUAGACAUCGUAUCUAAUCAUGGUCAGGGAAUCAUCUCAAUGAGUGAGGAUGUCGAUACUUCCUUAGAAGAAAUUCAGUAUUUGGAAUGUAUUGACUUCAACCGAAAGACAAACAUCAGAACUAAUCUGAGAACACAAAAUAAAAACUCUGAAAAAACUGAAACAAUUGAAGGAACAUAUACCAGCGACCCUCACAGAACACCAGAUAACGAGGCUGGUGAUGACACUCACAAAGCAUCUGAUAACGAGGCUGAUGACGACUCUUCAUCGUCAGCAGUUGAAUCUAGAUGUAGUAGUUCAUCUGUAGAGAAAGAUCUUUUUAAUUCGGCAACAUGUUUUGUUCCUCACGAAAGAGAAGAGUCAGCUGAAGCUUCCCAGAAUCAAACGAACACGCCUAGCCAAGCUAGUUUAGUUCCUUUUAAUCCUGGCGCCUGUUCGCCUGCAGCAGCACAAAGACACGAUGUGGAGGAUCUGGCUUAUGACGACGAUGACACUGCGGAUCCCUGGGCCGGCAAAGGCUUUUGCUUGUUGCUUGUUGUGUCGCAAACAAAGCGACAACUUAAUGUAUUGUACUUUCUGCUACACUGUCAAAUACUGCAGUGAAAAAUGUCGCAGAAAGGACGAGACAAACCAUGCAGAGACCUGUGAGAGAUUUGAACGAUUUCAAGAAAUGAAGAAUACAGCCGAGUCAAUGACAAAUCAUUCAAAUAACCAAUUAGUUUGUCAUUUCCACAAAAUGCCACACAAAGGUCAGUCCAAUAUAUCAGUCCUAACGUUCGUGACAACACAGUUUUAAGAGUACAGCAAUAUGUCAUGUCCUAUAGCCUACAAAUACCGACAAGUCCCAGUCGGCUGUGAGUGUUUUGGCUGAAAUUAUUCAAAUCCAUUCCAAUUCCAGACAUUAUCUACUAACUUUACAGGAUGCUUCAGGGAAGACAACUGUAUUGAAGAUCAGUAAGAAUGCAGAGAAGCAUAUCAAUCGUUUUAACGGACUCGGCCUUCCCAUUGAACUCUCAGACUAUCUCAAAGAAGGAAAUUUUGUUUUGCUCAACUCUCCAUUCUGGCACCGAAGAUCUGGGCAUCUGGAGCUAGUUGACCAGAGGGAUAUUCAGAUUAUUUCCAGUCCCGAGAAUCAGUUCGAUGUGGAAUCGUUCAUGGAUGAUAUGUUUUAAAGAAUGUUUGUAUCAUUACAGUCAUGUGAAAUCUUUGUAAUUUUAGUAUUAGAUAUGAACAAUACAUAUUAUUAUGUACUAUCAACUGACAGAAUACAAAGAAAAAAAAAAUUCCUUAAUAGUCACUGAUAACAACAUUAUCUUAAAUAGCAUAUUAUUUAUAUACAGAGCUAUUGAUAGCCAGGGGAGGGGUGGACAUUAAUGAAACAUAAUCCCGUCAGCUAAUUACCGAACAUUUAAUGAUUGUAAAUCAACUAUAAAUCAGUGUCGAUUCUUUUUUUCUAAAUGUUUUUUUAAUCAAUAGUUAUUAAAUAUAUUAUAAUGUUGUUUUUUUUAAAAUCCUAAACAGACGUCACACUGAAGUAACAUGUUUUCUUUAUUUAACUUUAAAUAGCUCUUUCAGGAUUUUUUUUUUUUUUUAUUAUAAUGUUUUGUAACGACAUUUGAAACAAUGCGGCCUUUGGAGCUCUAAUCAAACGUCAGGACCUUCGCACAAUGUGAUAAGGGAUAGAUGCCAAUACAGUUGCCUCGAUUAGUUUGUAGUUUGUUAAUGACAAAUAUAUCACUCUAGUACUUAUAUGAAAGUACGGUGUAAAGUUUUUAUUGUAAUAUAAAAAUGGUGUAAAGGUUUUCUGGUGAUAUAAACUACAGCGUAACGUUUGUCUGGUGAUAUAAACUACGGUGUAAUGCUUGUUUGAUGAUAUAAAAUAUGGUGUAAUGCUUUUGUGGUGAUAUAAACUGCUGUGUAACGUUUUUCCGGUGAUAUAAAAUAUGAUGUAACGGUUUUCUGGUGAUUUAAACUACAGCGUAACGUUUGUCUGGUGAUAUAAACUACGGUGUAACGCUUGUUUGAUGACAUAAAUUAUGGUGUAAUUUUUUUUCUCGUGAUAUAAACUGCGGUGUAACGUUUUUCUCGUGAUAUAAAAUAUGGUGUAACGUUUUUUCUGGUGAUAUAAAAUAUGGUAUAACAUUUUUUUUGGUGAUAUGAAAUAUGGUGCAACGUUUGUCUGGUGAUAUAAACUGCGGUUGUAACGUUUCGGACAUUUUUAAUGAAUUUUCAACCAAAAUUUCUUAUUGCAACGUAUAUGUUACCGGCAAAAUAGAAAUUAGAAAUGUGAACAAAACAAAACAAAACAAAAAAAAAAAAAAACGAUAAGAAGUUUCAAUAAGCUGAUCUCUCAUUCCUCAUUUAGUGAUCUUUCAAUGUGGCAUCCAUGACAUUUAAUUGGUCUUCCUUUUUUUUUCGUACUCUUCUCUUUAGGUCUCUAUAUAUCUCCAUGGCAUUUCUUCAUAUCUCUUUCUCUUCUUUUUCUCUUUACUGAAUUUCAUUACUUCAAAGACUCAAGUGAGAUUGUAGAAUUCAAAGUGUAACAAAGAGUAGAUCACUUGGUUUAACUUUAAAUGUUCAAAUCAUCCCCAGUUUAAAACGGAGUAAAUCUACACUAUUGUGACGGUAAUUUACGAAAACAUUUUCUAAUCCAUAUUUUUACUUUUGAUUUCAAUUUUUAUUUUUAUAAAAUGGAAGUAGGAAGUAGAUAAGACUGUACUUGUGACAAAAAUCUCUGAAUAAUCGAUCAUGGUCUAGAUAUCGAAGGCUACAUUACUUUGUAAGAGAUUUAUUCCCCGUGCGAACACAUCUCAAAGGUCAUAUAUUGGGGACCAUGAGUUAAAAUUAUUGAAACGGUAUGAAUGGAUUAAAGUGGGAUCCAUGUUUAGUCGGUGAGAGGUAGGCUUAGAAACUUAGAUAAUUAUACAUUUAUUUUAAUUAAUAAGUUAAGAUUUAGAUCUAUUAAGUAAAAAUAAUGAUACUAAACUAGAUUUAACAGUCUUUAAAUUAUAAUCUAUACAGUUUUUUUUCAAUUCAGUUCAGACACUGCGUGUCUAAAAAUAUACUGUCUAUAGAGUCUAUAAAAAUAUGUAUGUCUUUAUCUUAUUCUUGUAGCCAGCUUUUUGCUGCUGAGCUGUCAGCUCUUUUGCAGACUGUGCCAAUGAAGAAUAGUGUGCUGUUUUCUUCAGUUGUUCAGCACUGCCAUACAGGGUGUUGGUUAUGUUGGGCUGUAGUGGUAGUGGGAUCUGCCUAAGGUGGGUUAGUGAGGGGCAUUCAAAGAGGAUAUGGUUUACGGUUUCGUAGGAGUGUGCGCAGUAGGAGUGUGCGCAGUGUCUACAAAGGGGAAGUUGUGUGGAAUUUAUUUCAUUUAGAUUGUAAUUUAACAUAGGUGUGUGUCCUGGCAUUUGUUAGAAGAUUGUAGAUUGCUCUUUGCGGGGGAGGAAGUUAAUACUGUCCAGUUUGUUAGGCAUGUUCAUUUCUUUGUACAUGGCUCUGCAUGUGUUUCCUGUUGCCCAUCCUCUUUGUGGUUGUUGAUUAACAUUGACCUUAGGGUGAGGUAGUUAACAGGUCUAUCUGGUUGUUCCAUAGAUGAUCCUGCCUUUGAAAGCUUAUCUGGCCUUUCAUUUCCCAUGACUUCAAUGUGUCCAGGGAUCCACUGCAAUGUGAUGUUGAUGUUUAAUUUUGUCAUCAUCUGAUGCGUUAUCACUAUUAGUGUUGUUAACUCUCUUGGGCUUUUUGUGGUGCUGCUGAUAAGUGCUUGAAGAGUGGAUUGGGAAUCUGUAAAGACAACAAUAUCUGAUGGUGAUUGUAUCCCUUCAUAUAAUUUGUUUUCGACUGUCUGCUAAGCAAUCUAAUCUUAUAAAAUACAGACGUUACUUCAAAAAAAAAAAAAAAGAUGAUUACUUCCUACGCAUCAUACAUCUAGACAUGCAUAUUGACCAAUGACUUAAAUUCUGUCAAGUCACUGGUUUUCCUGGCUGGCUCAGGCAGCCCAUUCCAUGCACUAUUAGCACUAGGGAAGAAGGAGCAUUUGUACAAAUUUGUCCUGGUAUAUGUUGUAUGACAUUGUGCUUUUCCAUUUUUUUAAAUGUAUGUCAUGAGGCAAUAUUCUAUACUCCUCAAUCUACACGCUUUCUUUUUUUGAUUGACGUUUAUGUAUUAUUUUUGACAGAUGUAAAACAACUUUCUGACAUUUUAUUUAAUAAAAACAAUUUUAAGCAUUGUCUGUGUUAUUGUUGCCCAAUUUAAUAAAUGAUAUUGAGAUUGAGACAUUCA